AUGGCAGUAGAACACACUAUAGGCACAAACACCGAGGCGUAUAUGGACCGCGUUCUUCAACAGUAUCGAGAGAAAGUCGUGAAAACUGGUCAGAGGCGUACUCCUGUAAAGAUAAAAGCUACUCUAAUACCGAGGCCAGAGGGAUACGAAAAUCCAAAAAAUUGGACCACGGAUACUGCGUUGCAUCUAAUGUACCUUAUACAGGAAAAUAAGACGGCGGGUACGCUUCGGCAGGCCUUGAGGAAAAUAUUUUCUUCCUCUAUAGCUGUGGGGAAUUCUGAGGUCAAGCUUCGCGGGACGGAGGAUCAAACAUCGCCGAAGCAAUAUGUUGUUCAGAUUGAAAAUCACUUGCAGGCGGACCUGCCGAGCGCCAGGAUCACCCUUAACACUUUCAUGUCAACAAAUACUUCUUCAGCUAAAGGUCUGGGUGAAGCUGGCGACAGAGGCUAUGGUUGGAGUGGUGGAGGGUCUAGUGGUUUGGGCAGUAGAGGGCCCAGUGGUGGGAGUGGUGGAGGGUCUGGUGGUGGGAAAGGUAGAGAGUCUGGAGGUGGGAAAGGUAGAGGGUCUGGUGGUUUUGGUAUUGGAGGGUCUGGUGGUUACGGUAUAGGAGGGUCUAGUGAUGAGAGUGGUGGAGAAUCUGGUGGUUUUGGUAUUGGAGGGUCUGGUGGUUUUGGUAUUGGAGGGUCUGGUGGUUGGGGUAUUGGAGGGUCUGGUAGUGGGAGUGGUGAAGGGUCUGGUGGUUUUGGUAUUGGAGGGUCUGGUGGUUAUGGUAUAGGAGGGUCUAGUGAUGAGAGUGGUGGAGAGUCUGCUGGUUUUGGUAUUGAAGGGUCUGGUGGUUGGGGUAUUGGAGGGUCUGGUGGUGGGAGUGGUGAAGGGUCUGGUGGUUUGGUAUUGGAGGGUCUGGUGGUUAUGGUAUAG
Arctia plantaginis is the source of this 918-nucleotide messenger RNA. Lineage: Eukaryota; Metazoa; Arthropoda; Insecta; Lepidoptera; Erebidae. The record is from the annotation of a GenBank genome assembly.